UUUCCACAGCACACAAAUCCAGUCUGGAUCUAAACCACUUAGCAUUGCUCACAUUCCCACGAAUCGAGUUGACCAUGGCCACUCACCCAAAUUUCCAUGCUAUUCCAUUUACUGGGUCCGUGGAGAACACCGAGUUUAGGUUCAGUAGCUUGUACAUGCACCACAUUUAUUCCGGACCGAGCCCAAACCAAUCAAACAUCGUAGCUGCAGAUGCUACCACUGGGUGGGGCAAGACAACAGUUAACAAUUGGACAAUAUAUGAUGGGGUUGGCACCGACGCCAAGCUAGUGGCCCGUGCACAAGGGCUGCAUGUCUACGCUGGUAUUUGGCACAAUACCUUCACCAUUGUGUUCGAGAUUGAAGGGUUCAAGGAAAGCACGCUGCAGGUAAUGGGAGCAACUGUUCAGACAGGUGAGUGGUCUAUUGUCGGGGGAACUGGUGAGCUCGCGAUGGCCUCUGGUGUUGUAAACAAAAGGGUGCACGGGAAAACAGAUGGUGGAGACAUAAUCGAGCUUACCAUCCAUGGCUUCUGCCGCAAGCAGAUCGCUCCCACGAAGGCUGGUCCAUGGGGUGGCAAUGGUGGUUCUGUUGUUGAAUCUGAUAAACCCUGGAAGAUAGAGAGCAUCACCAUCCUGUAUCAAGGAGUAAUUGGUUCACUUGAAUAUUCUUACAUCAGCCAAAAUGGCAACAAGCGCACCGCAGGUCCUUGGGGUAGUAAGAAUCCCAACCGCGCCGAGAUUGUGCUGGGCCCUGGGGAGGUUGUGACAGCAGUGUCUGGAACAAUUACCAAACAUAAUAACCUCGAUGUCAUACAGACACUUAAGUUUGUCACCAACAAGAAAACACACGGACCUUAUGGAAAUACUGAUAAUGCAAAAGUUGGUACUCCUUUCAGCACUGUCGUACCAAAUGGCAAAACAAUUGUUGGCUUCUUUGGGCGUACUGAUAUGAGAUACCUGAACGCACUUGGUGUUUACGUGGCCUAGCCAGCUUGUCAAGAGGUUUCCCUCAAGCCAGAUGUGGGUUCAUUUCAGUACUGUUUGUUCAAGAAAAUAAGAUGGUCAGAGAUAUCCGGCCUGUUUUGAUGAUUAUUGUUCCCUGUAUGCAUCUGCGGGUGCUUUGUUGUAACCUGUUUUGUUUCUCUCAAUAAUAAGUUCCCUCAGGAAUCACUGUUAUGUAA
This is a messenger RNA of Triticum aestivum (bread wheat), 1180 nucleotides long. RefSeq names its product mannose/glucose-specific lectin. The transcript is spliced from 4 exons. The record is from RefSeq and is a predicted model, not a curated record. The coding region runs from base 75 to 986 and encodes 303 amino acids. NCBI's taxonomy places the organism in Eukaryota, Viridiplantae, Streptophyta, Magnoliopsida, Poales, Poaceae. Gene Ontology annotation, molecular function: carbohydrate binding.